Molecule: messenger RNA, 1505 nt
Organism: Ochotona princeps (American pika)
Lineage: Eukaryota; Metazoa; Chordata; Mammalia; Lagomorpha; Ochotonidae
Gene: TMEM233
Product: transmembrane protein 233
Exons: 3
Coding region: 44-373 (109 amino acids)
Cellular component (GO): membrane
Source: RefSeq, a predicted model, not a curated record
AGAGUCCCAGCCCGCGCCUUCCCGGCGCUUGCCCGGCUUCCCCAUGUCUCAGUACGGCCCCAAGUCGGACUUCAAACAGCCUUCGGACAGCAGCCCUGAGGCCAAUACAGAAGAUGACAAGACCGAAGAGGACGCGCCCAGGCCCAGAAACUACCUGUGGCUCACCAUCAUUGCCUGCUUCUGCCCCGCGUACCCCAUCAACAUCGUGGCUUUGGUCUUCUCGAUCAUGUCUCAGAACAGCUACAACGAAGGAGACUUCGAAGGAGCCAAGCGGCUGGGGCGGAACGCCAAGUGGGUGGCCAUCGCCUCCAUCAUCAUCGGCCUUCUCAUCAUUGGCAUCUCAUGUGCCGUUCACUUCACGAGGAACCCCUGAGGAAGCACGGGUCGGCGGGGAGCUCCCCCGGGCUCAUCCACACGCUCCCACAGCAGCUCCUGAGGACUGAAUCCUGGACUUCGGACUGCGAGACCCUUUCCUCCAGAACUUUCCAGAGGCAGGGCCCUGGCAGACCAACAGCAACCAAAAAUCAAAUCCCCAAGUUAGGAAAUCUGAGCGGCACGCUCCCCCCCAGACGGGCCCAAGUCGCUGAUGUGUAAGACAAAGACGACAACAUCCAGUACGUCCCUGCUUAGCAAAGCCUGUUGUGUUCAGAUCUCCAGAGAUGGGCCUCAGGAGAUCUCCCUACUUGUAACAGGGGGGCGUGGUGUCCAGAUCUGGGGAGAAUGGGAGCUUUCUAGAAGAACAGAGGAUGCUGGCCUUCACAAAGCAAGUUUCAGGUUGUCUCAUGCCACGGAGCAGGUGGAUUUCCUUUGCCUUUAGCUCAUGUUGUAGCAACUCCUCCAUCACCCCACACACUGUGCCCCCAGGGAGUCAGAAGCUCCAAGGAGCAGGUGGUCCUGGCUAGAUCAGACCUCACUUUUCCUGCGCCUCCCACUACACGCCCGCCCCUUGCUUGCACUGCACUGGGUCAACUUGACCACAGCUUCGCUCUUGAUGCAAACAGACGGAGAAUGUUCCACGCAGUCAACUUUAGACAUUCAAGUACCUUGUGGGUCCCGCUUCAGGGAAUGCACUCCAUGGACUUCUAGAAUCUACUCUUUGGCAAGCACGUUCUUUCAUGACAGCAAAGAUCUUUGAUCUGCUCCUUGCCCAUGCCUCCUGGAAAUGCUCACCCCUAGAUCCCUUUCCUGCUAAGUAAUAUCCUAACAGGAGGUACAGGUUCAAGGAUAGACUAUGUCUGCCUACCAGAAAACACUACCAUAGACUGCAUGACAUGUGUGCCAUUGGUGGCACACAAGGUCAUGUUUAAGGAGUUUUAGAGCCACAAAGGCAAACCACAAGUUCUGGUUAACAGGAAGAACAAAGUCUCCAGGUAGAGCCCACGGGUCCCCAACACCGAGUCAAAGACGGAGCAGGCCUUGGGUUCAGCGCCUUCUAUCAAGACAGCACGCAAUGGUAUUGUGUUUAUGCCACUGAGUGUAUUCUUCCUUUCCCCCUCUGGUUUUCU